CACCGCUCCGUACAAAAAUGUUGAGGCUACAAUCUAUAAAAUUGGCAAAGGCAAAACAUCUUACCGUCCCUUCUCCCUCUUCUCUACGCUUGGUGAAGAAGCGAAUGAUAGCCAUGGACCUUAUGCACCAUUCGUCCUGUUUUCUUCUCCCCACGAUUCCCCUACAACGACGCCCUUCUCUAACGUACGCCCUGCUCGUUCUUAACCAAAACCUCCCCAGAUUCACUCCUCUUCUCUGGAACCACGCUCAGCUUCACCUCUGUGCUGACGGUGGCGCCAAUCGCUUGUAUGACGAAAUGCCUCUGUUCUUCCCUCAGGAAGGUGCCUCUGAUGUUCGACGCAGAUACAAGCCGGAUGUAAUUAAAGGAGAUAUGGAUUCGAUACGAAGAGAAGUUCUUGAGUUUUAUGCCAGCCUUGGAACUGAAAUUGUUGAUAAAUCUCAUGAUCAAGAUACCACUGAUCUACAUAAAUGUGUAACAUACAUUCGUGACUCUGCUUCGGGUUUGGAUAAGUCUAAUCUUUGCAUUCUUGUUGUUGGAGCACUUGGUGGACGAUUUGAUCAUGAGAUGGGGAACCUAAAUGUCAUAUGCCGUUUCUCGUACAUGCGAAUAGUCCUUUUAUCCAACGAUAGUCUCAUUCAUCUCCUUCCAAGGACUUACUGUCACGAGAUACAUAUCCAAACUUCCGUUGAGGGCCCGCACUGUGGACUCAUCCCAAUUGGGACGCCAUCAAAAAGCAGUACAACGACCGGGCUUCAGUGGGACCUGAAUAACACAGCGAUGGAAUUUGGUGGUCUAGUAAGCACAUCGAAUAUAGUUAAGGAAGAGAAAGUGACGGUGCAAUCUGAUUGUGACCUUCUUUGGACCAUUUCCAUUAAGAAGUUAUAGUAGCGGCUGUUAUUUAUUAUGUACAUAUAUUUCAUAGUUUGCUUUCGUAUGAAUUGGCUGCGGAUUUAGCUUUUGUGUAAAAAGGGCCGGUCGAAAAAGCCGAUGUUGAUGGGGUGAUUUUGAAAAGAUGAAAAAUGAAAAACUAUUGCAUUGCUGCCUGCAAAAGUGCAAAGCAAUGAAAUGUAGCAAUUGUUGUCGUCUGAAAGUUAGAACCACUUUAUUACCAUUUAUUAUUUCAAUAUUUAUUCUCUGUUUUCUUUUCCAA
Gossypium raimondii (Peruvian cotton) is the source of this 1152-nucleotide messenger RNA. Its product is annotated as thiamine pyrophosphokinase 1. The transcript is spliced from 6 exons. The record is from RefSeq and is a predicted model, not a curated record. Gene Ontology annotation, molecular function: thiamine diphosphokinase activity; ATP binding; thiamine binding. Bases 18 to 887 code for a protein of 289 amino acids. Gene Ontology annotation, biological process: thiamine metabolic process; thiamine diphosphate biosynthetic process. NCBI's taxonomy places the organism in Eukaryota, Viridiplantae, Streptophyta, Magnoliopsida, Malvales, Malvaceae.